AUGUUAGUCAAUGAUCAAGGUACGGUUGAAUCUCAUGAUCAAAUACUGUAUGCACAAACAUCAUAUUGUUACUUUGUUAAUUUCAAUAUUUAUCUUCUCUAUCGUUCACGACCAAAGGAUACUACGAAGAAUUAUAGUAUUCAAAUACAUGUUCAUGAUAAACAAUCAUUGGAAUAUCGUGGUAGUUGGUUAUUUCCUUUAGCAUAUACAUUUCUUCCUGUUCAUCGUAUGGCACUCAGAAUUACUGUUUCACCUAAUCGACCUGUACGAUGUUCGUUUGCAUGUAAUUAUAAUGGUGAAUGUGUGAAAUAUAUGAAUGGUAAUAAUGACAAUUUAUCAUUUUACUGCCGAUGUUAUCCUGGAUGGUCAGAUACAUAUGGAAGUCGUGAAGCUGAAUGUUUCGUAGCUAAUUACGAUGAGAUGAACAAAUGCCUAGGAACAAGUAAUGGUGGUUGUCUUAAUGGAGCGCGAUGCUUUCAGGAUAAAUUGAUUUGUCCAACAACAGUUAAGUGCGUCUGUGCAGAAUGUUUUUAUGGACAAUAUUGUCAAUUUACAACACAAGGUUUCGGUCUUUCUCUCGACGCUAUUCUUGACUAUCAAAUUCAAUCAAAUGUUCCGUUUCUGCAUCAACCAUUAGUUGUUAAAAUAAGUGCAUUGUUGGUAACAAUCAUGAUAAUAGUUGGUCUGUCUGGAAACAUUCUCUCCAUAUUGACUUUUCAUUCAAAGAAAGUGCAUGCAGUCGGUUGUGGUUUGUAUUUAUUUACUAAUGCGAGUGUUUCUCUUCUUACUACUAUUUUUUUAAUGGUCAAAUUUUGGUUACUUGUUUUUUCGCAAAUGGCAAUCAUUGUUCAGCGACCACUUCUUAUAUUCAACUGUCAUUCAGUCGACUUUCUUCUACGUGUUUGCUCGAGUACAGGCGAUUGGCUCAGUGCAUGCGUAGCAGUCGAACGAGCUUUUAUGUCAUACAAAGGAGUUUUUUUCAAUAAAAACAGAAGUCGCCAAUUAGCUCCAUGGAUUAUUCUAAUUGUUUGCUCUAUCACAGUCUUAACACAUAUACACGAUCCAUUUUAUCAUGAUCUAUUAUAUGAUAAUGAAGAACAACGAACAUGGUGCAUAACAGUAUAUGAUAGUUUCUAUCGAAUUUUGAAUUCAGUUGUGCUUAUUUUUCAUGUUACUGUACCAUUUGCAAUGAAUUUAAUUUCCGCUUCGAUCAUUAUUAUCACUGCUGCUCGACAGAAAGCAUCUGUUUGUAAAGAAGAAACCUAUAAACAAUAUCUUUUCAAACAACUUCGUCGACAUCAACAUAUCAUAGUUUCUCCUUGUAUUUUGACUGCACUUGCUAUAUCACGCUUAAUUUUGUCAUUCUUACCCGCUUGUAUGAACUCUCCUCGUGAUCCUUGGCUUUUCUUCGUUGCAUAUAUUAUUUCAUUUAUGCCAUCAAUUUUUAUCUUCGUCAUAUUUAUAUUACCCUCGAAAAUUUACAAACAAGAACUCAGGCAAACUCUUCGCCAUAUUUAUCAACGAUUGCAUUCUCGAUAACAAUUUUAACUUGAUUCAACUUUAUUUUUGAGCGAAUACGAUUCAAAAGGAACUGUUAAAGAAAUAAAUUGCUCUUUGAUCUAUCGCAUAGAUCAUGGCCGUUGUGUGAAAGACUCAUCAUCAAUGUUGAAUGUUGUUAGUGGUCUUCUAAAAUUGCUGCGCUCUAGAUUGCAGCGAGUCCAGUGCUUUUGACCUAUUAAUCUUACAAACACUUCAUUGAAAGCUUUUUCAAUCAAAACUGCAACCUUAUCGAUACAAAUGUUCCAUUUACCGCAUGACUAAAGGCCGGGAUGUGAGUAAAUGAAAUAGUGAGAAAGAAAUACGAAUCCUAGUAUUCAUAGAGUUGCAUGGGUUCCAAGAGUUUCUAGAGUUCUCAGAGUUCAGCGCCAACGCAUCGUAGAAGGGUGUGGGUGUGUGGGUCUGCGUGUGGGUGUGUGGAUGGGCGUAUGGGUGUGGGUGUGGGUGGGGGUGGGUAUGGGUGUGGGUGUGAGUGUGAGUGUGAGUGUGAGUGUCAGUGUGAGUGUGGCUGUGGAUGUGCUUGUGCACUGUAAAAAAAAGAAAAGGGUAUUUUACGAAACCAAAAAAGGAUCGGGACGCGGGCACACCGUCCGAACCUUCCUUGGUUUCGCAAAAAAAAGGUUUCGUAUGAAACUUCUUCUUGAUGAAUGGGAAAAAUGGUUCCGUACACAAGGUUCAGUACGAAACCUUUACCGGAAAAGUCUAAAAGGUUUCGCACAAAAGGUUCAGUACCAAACCUUUAAAGGAAAAAGCCAAAAAGGUUUCGUAGAAAAGGUUCAGUACAAAACCUUUCCAAAAUGAUGUUCAAAAGGUUUCGUACAAAUGGUUUCGUACGAAUCUUCCAAGGUAUUUACAUCUAAUGAGGUUGCGCGUGGAAAUGAUAAUUCGGUUUUGAGUUGAGCCUUUCUGCAUAAGGUAGUUAUCGGUGAGAUGAGAAAAAUCCCCGGAGGAUGCCCUGCAUUAGCUCUUCUCUAGAGGAUUAUCCCUAUGUUACUAGAAUUUUAGUUGAAUGCUAACGAAGAAUCCUAUUUAGAUAUGAACUUGAUUUUGAGUUCGAGCCAUUAGUGUCAGACAGAUGUGAGG
Rotaria sp. Silwood1 is the source of this 2640-nucleotide messenger RNA. Lineage: Eukaryota; Metazoa; Rotifera; Eurotatoria; Philodinida; Philodinidae. The record is from the annotation of a GenBank genome assembly.